Molecule: messenger RNA, 1959 nt
Organism: Osmerus eperlanus (European smelt)
Lineage: Eukaryota; Metazoa; Chordata; Actinopteri; Osmeriformes; Osmeridae
Gene: sgms2b
Product: sphingomyelin synthase 2b
Exons: 6
Coding region: 334-1491 (385 amino acids)
Biological process (GO): ceramide biosynthetic process; sphingomyelin biosynthetic process
Cellular component (GO): plasma membrane; Golgi membrane; endoplasmic reticulum membrane
Molecular function (GO): sphingomyelin synthase activity; ceramide cholinephosphotransferase activity
Source: RefSeq, a predicted model, not a curated record
UGGGGCUAGAGCGAGAGGUGGCGACUUGUUGACUUUUGGAGGAGCGCACUGAGCUCGCGCCGCACCGAGAGACAGAAACGGGGAGUGAGGAAAGGACAAGUGACAAGGAAGGAAGUAAGAAAGUCGCAGUAUUGUUCUUCAUCUGAACGGAUUCCCCCCCCCCCCUCCCGCUGUACUGCAACAGGUGUUUGUGAAGCAGAUGAUCCCUGACCACAACAGAGAAUCAGUAAACCUCUGGAUCCUUCUGAUUGGCCAAAGACGCUUUUCCAGUCAGCUGAUUGGCCAGAAGACACAUUUUAAGGCUCCUGACCAGUGAGGUGUGAGCGGGGGGCGAUGGCUGCCUCAGAGUUGAUGCUUGACGACCAGGACAGUGACAGGGCUCACCUGGAAGUCUCCAUCACCAUGGAAACCCCUCCCACCCCGCCAUGCGUCGCCAACGGCAACCCCCAGCGCCCCGCUGUGGCGGCAGCGGAGACCAACCACACCCCCGACGACGGCGGGCGCAGCGGGAAGCGUAACCACGGCGACCGUCUGCCUGUCCGUCUGAUUGGCCAGCUGCAGCGCUGCCUGAGGAAACGCCACGACUACGUCAAGAUCGCCCUGCCGGGGGGGCGGGGCCCGCGGUUGCCACGGGAAUGGUGGAAGACAGGGGUGGCGUUUGUGUACGCAACCUUUAACCUUGUCCUGACCACUGUGGUCAUCACCGUGGUGCACGAGCGCGUUCCAGACAAGACCGUCAGCCCGCCGUUACCGGACAAGUUUUUUGACUACGUGGACCGGGUGCCCUGGGCCUUUACGGUCACCGAGGUCAACGGGCUCAUCCUCAUGGCCCUCUGGUUCAUCCAGUGGCUGUUCCUCAAACACAAGUCCAUCAUUGGCCGCAGGUGUUUCUUCCUGAUAGGAACUCUUUACCUGUAUCGCUGUGUCACCAUGUACAUCACCACCCUGCCUGUCCCUGGCAAGCACAUGACCUGCGCCCCCAAGCUGUACGGGGACUCGGAGGGCAUGGUGUGGAGGAUUCUGGGGCUGGUGGCCGGGGGCGGGCUCUCCAUAACGGGGGGGCACCUGAUGUGUGGAGACUUCCUGUACAGCGGACACACCAUCAUGCUCACCCUGGCUUACCUGUUCAUCAAGGAGUACUCCCCCCCCUCCAUGUGGUGGUACCAGUGGCUCUGCUGGUUGCUAAGCGCCGUGGGCGUGGUCUGUAUCCUGAUUGGUCACGAGCACUACAGCAUUGACGUAGUCAUCGCUUACUUCAUCACCUCCAGACUCUUCUGGUGGUACCACACCAUGGCCCACACACAGGGUCUACGUGGUGUUCCUAACAACUACCUCUCUAGAACCUGGUGGAAUCCUGUGUUUAACUUCCUGGAGAAGAAUGUUCUAGAAGCAGUUCCCUGCACGUUCUCCUGGCCCAUCUCACUGCGCUCCCUCUGCCCUCACCCCCCCUGCCGACACUACGCCAUGGUGCACAGCAGAGGAGAGGAGUGAGGAGGAGGGUAGGAGGAGGAGGAGAGGAGGAGGAGGAGAGGAGGAGGAGAGGAGGAGGAGGGGAGGAGGAGGAGGGGAGGAGGAGAGGAGGAGGAGAGGAGGAGGAGGGGAGGAGGAGGGGAGAAGGGGAGAGGAGAUCCCUUCCACCCAUCUCUCCCCCUCCUCAACCGCCUGCAUCAUCUCUUCUCCCUCUCUCUCUUUCCCCAUGCUCUGACGGACCAAUGGAAAACUGCCUUACUACUUCCCCCCUUUCCCUUGAUGGACCAAUAGGAAACAGUCUUACAUCCCCCCUUCCCUGAUGGACCAAUAGGAGACUGAGCCAGACUGAGCAGAAGGGAAGGGAUGUAGUUGUUAUUGACAUCACACACUGUUCCUGAAGCCGUGCUCUACAGCUGUUUAUUAGUAUUUAAUUCCUUGUUGACUGUAUUAACACUGUUCUUCGUUUUGAUAAUAAAUCCCUUAUUUCUA